Molecule: messenger RNA, 1540 nt
Organism: Pieris rapae (cabbage white)
Lineage: Eukaryota; Metazoa; Arthropoda; Insecta; Lepidoptera; Pieridae
Product: myrosinase 1-like
Exons: 11
Coding region: 16-1485 (489 amino acids)
Biological process (GO): carbohydrate metabolic process
Molecular function (GO): beta-glucosidase activity
Source: RefSeq, a predicted model, not a curated record
GAAUUAGUACGGAAAAUGUAUCCAUUAAGUGUAGUUCUCAGUUUGCUGGUGGCAGCAUCUGUUGCAAGCCGAAAAUUUCCACCAGGAUUCAAAUUCGGGGCAGCAACAUCGUCCUAUCAGGUGGAAGGUGCCUGGAAUGUUAGCGACAAAUCACCAAGUAUAUGGGACACAUUCACCCAUGACAAUCCUGAUUUAAUCGUCGACAGAUCGAAUGGUGAUGUGGCUUGUGACUCGUACCACCUGUGGGAAACAGAUAUAGCUGUAGCCAAGGAGCUGGGCCUGCAUUUUUACAGAUUCUCAAUAUCAUGGCCCCGAUUACUUCCCAACGGCCAUUCCAAUUAUGUGAGCGAAGAUGGGAAACGAUAUUACAACAAUUUGAUAAACGGUCUAAUUGCGAAUGGAAUUGAACCAGUCGUCACUUUAUACCAUUGGGACCUACCGCAAAAGUUGCAGGACUUGGGUGGUUGGACUAAUCCUGACCUAGCAAGUUGGUUUGAGGAUUACGCGGAAGUCGCCUUCAGUCUUUUUGGAGAUCGGGUCAAGACCUGGUUAACUUUUAACGAGCCGGUCAGCUUCUGUGAUAUUGCGUAUGAAGCUGGAAAAACGGCACCCGGAAUCACUCUACCUGGUAUAGGGAAUUAUAUAUGUGCUAAGGUUGUGAUGCUGGCUCAUGCUAGAGCUUACAGGCUAUACGAUACUAAGUUCAGGCUGCGGUAUCGAGGAAAGGUUGGUCUAACGAACCAACUCCUGUGGUGUGAACCAAAGAACUCUGACGAGGUAGAGAAUACAGAGCUUAUGCGUAACGCUAUGGCAUUAUACUCUUAUCCUAUAUACUCAAAGACUGGUGGGUGGCCUCCUAGUGUUGAGAAAACUAUCGCCGAGAAAAGUAAAAAAGAAGGAUACAGUCGAUCCCGCUUGCCUUCAUUCACACAGGAAGAAAUUGAAUUCAUUAAAGGUACAUAUGACUUUUUUGGUCUCAAUUAUUACACCUCGCGAUUGGUUGAGACUGCCAAGCCAGGCGAAAAGCUCUCCUGGUUGCCACUGAAAGGCAGCACGGAUCUCGGUUUGGCAUUAACGGCUGAUCCUAGCUGGAAGGAGGGUAAUGCAUGGCUGAUUAGCUACCCUCCAGGUAUUCGGCGUCUGUUGCUCUGGUUGAAGCAGAAGUUCGGUGAUAUUGAAUUCAAGAUUAUGGAGAACGGAUAUUCCACUUCCGAACCCGUUAUGUAUGAUGACGAAAGAGUAAACUACUACAAGGACCAUUUGGAACAGGUGCUUCUUGCUAUAAACGAGGAUAAAGUCUUUGUAACGGCAUACACUGCGUGGAGCCUUCUUGACAACUAUGAGUGGAAUAGUGGAUACACGUCAAGAUUCGGCUUAGUGAACGUUGACUUUAACGAUCCGAUGCGCAGGCGCACCCCUAGAGCCUCCGCCAACUACUACGCAGCUGUGAUAAGGAGCCACUCUCUUGACCUUAAUAAUCAUUAAUCGCGUAUAUGUUUAAAACAAUAUUAUGAGCUCGUGACCUAAGAUUUACCACAUU